Molecule: messenger RNA, 2976 nt
Organism: Daldinia loculata
Lineage: Eukaryota; Fungi; Ascomycota; Sordariomycetes; Xylariales; Hypoxylaceae
Exons: 2
Coding region: 1-2976 (991 amino acids)
Source: RefSeq, a predicted model, not a curated record
AUGGCUACCACAUCCAGCCAACAACCAGCCAAUUUGGCAAACAAUCCAUCUUCCAUUGCUGCCAGAGCCUCGAGUACCAAUAUCCAGCCGCACUCUGAAUCUCCUACGCCCGGUCUAACCGCACCGUCGCCAUCUCUGGCCGCUCCUACUAUUAAUGGCGGCACCAAUGGCCUCCUGUCUUCUACGCUAUCCAAUGAUGGCUCUAUGCAUGCAGAUCUGAGACAGUAUCCUCGAGAUGGACGCGUUAGAAAUCCGGUCCCGAGCAAACUGAAGGAUGUUACGGAACAGAUGAAGGGGAACUUCAGUGUAAUGCACAUGGAUGUUGCAAGUCAUCGCGCAAGCGAAGGUCGUGAUGCCGCAGCGAAGCGCACAAGCGAAAGCACGGCUCUGCAGGCCAAAUUAGCCCAGACCGAUAGCUACGUAUCUCACCAACGACGAGCGAACUAUCCCCGGCCGCCUGGAUUGAAACAAUUCACGUCCCCGAAGAAGUCUGCUUCUAUAGAGCCGGUCGCUGAAAUAGUACCAGUACCCGAGACGGCCAGCCCUCUCACUCUCGCCGAAACAAAAACUGAACAGGCUCGAUUAUUGACGCUUUUAAGAACUCUCCCCCCUCACACCGUAGUCGACCAAUUAUGUAAGGCACUGGCAUUCUUUGGCGGCAUCCCGGAGGCUCCGCCUCCUGCUGAUGGCAAAUUCCCCGAAAGCGCAGAAUCAAACGGUUCCGGCUCUUUAUUUGUCGGGUGGAUUGCUGAGAUAUUUCCUAAUCUUAAAGAACCUCGGAGGCGGGCAUCGUUCCCAUCUGUGCAGUCUAUAAAUCAGCGACGGCCUAGGGGGCGUCCGAAGGGCAGCAAAGCCAGCAAGUCUCGGAGUGACAAGGGUAUCAAGAAGGGUACUAAGGGAACCACAAACCGAUCCCAAGAAGCUCAAGAUGACAGCUGGGUGGAUGUAGAGGAUAGUGUCCUGGAAUUGAACGGAGACGACGAUCUAGUCGAGGUUGAGGGGCCAUCGGAGAAUGCUCCGAAUACACCCCCGCAACUGCAGGGCGGCGGCCAGUUCAACAAUACCCCGAUCAUGGGUUCGACUGGUGGUUUUAAGUCUAUCAACGAUGCGACUGCGGCACUUGCGCCUGGGUCUAAUACAAAACGACGUGGACGGCCAAAGGGUUCCAAAAACCGACCUAAGGACAUGCCUGGUGUGCAGCAAGCUGGUCAACUGGCUGAUUCCACACCUGCAAACUCGAAUGCUCCCCCUAUUCAAGCCGAUCAUGUAUCGACGCUCCCAAUACCACCAAAGGUGACCCCUGUGCCAGUACCAAUACCCAUGCUCGGUGAGCAACCCAGAAAGAAACCAAAUUCGGGACGCCCAAAGGGUUCUAAGAAUCGCCCUAAGGCCGCCGGCGAGUCCAUAGGUCAAGAUGGCGCUAUAUCUCAGCAACAGCAGCAGACGGCUGACCCAUCAAACCAGCAAAUUAACCAGCAUGCUGUUGCUGGUCCCUCGUUUACAGGUGGCACUACCACAUCGUCUAUCGCGGAUGGUGUUGCUGCUCAGAACGAUCAGCGAGCCCAGCUGUUACCUCCGCCUGCUAUAGCUAAUAGCCAGGUGCCGACCCCUCAAGUUAAGGAGUCGUCUAUAGUUGGGAAGAAGCGGAAGCGUCAGUCUGCCCCCACUGGUAUUGUCAACCCUCAAACUGACGGAGCCUCUGAUGGCGUUAUCGGAAGUAAUGUAAUUCCCCAACAAGCACAGUCUAGCCUUUCCCAGGCAACUUCAGCUCCGAUUUCUCAAACGCAGCCCUCAGCUGCCGUCCAGUCUAUUCAGCAGACCUCUACGAAUGUCAAUACUACGCCGUCUACAAAGCGACCACGCAAGUCCCAGGAGUCGGGAUCUCUACAAGCAGCAAAACGCUCGACUCCAAAUAAUAUAGGGAAUAAGAAUCCUGCGUCGUCUGCAGCGGUCAACCUGGAUCAAACCCGGCAAGCUGGCCAGGUCACUGCUCCUUCUCAGAGCCAUACGCAGGCUGAAGGUCUCGAAGCUCAUUACGAACGAAUAGCUGCACUACAGAACCGCAGUGACCAAGUGCAGAGCAACGCUAAUCGCCCUCAGAAGCAACAGCAGCAUCAGGCAACGGCAUCAAUUGGUAGUACAGCCUCUCCGACCCCCGCGGAAGGGUUAGAAGCUCACUACGAACGUUUCACGGCGCUCCAAAAUCGCCAGGAUAACGCAAGACAACAGACUGCCAAUCGUCAACAGAUGCAACAACAGAAUGCCCAAACGGCCUCCCCUAUCUCUUCACAGACUUCGAAGGCCCCCCAGAUGCCAUCUACAUUAGCUUCCCACCAGCAGACUAGACCGUCUCAAAAUUACUACCAAACACAGACUCUUAGCUCGUCCUACAACACACAAACGCCCACGUACCCUACGAGUCAACGUCAGCCUCAGCAUAUGGCUACAGGAUCUCCUGGAACAGGUCUUGUACAGCAUAUGACUAAUUCUCCUCAGUUUGGCGCACAGUCUAACUCGCCGCUCAUGCAAGGGGACACUAAUUAUAGGGGGUCGCCGUCACUUGUUCACAGCAGUACUGGAUAUCCGCCGCGUCGAACACCCUCGGCGUCGCCCCUCGAUAGCAACUAUCGUGCAGGAGGUGCCACAAGUCAUGGUGUUUCGAACCACUCGCCCCAUUUCGGCGCACGCCAGACUCCAACAACUACUCAUAGUACAUCACAUGCUGCGAUGCCCUCAACUUUUGCACCUUCUUUCGACUCAAGCUUCCUGGAACUCCAGAGCUUAGAUUCUAACAAUAAUCAUGGCGGCUUAGGACUUAGUACCGGUUCGUACGGGCUAGGUAGCGGCGUGCCUUCGCAACAGCGGACAACCGGCUCGAGCGCAGCAUCUCUCUAUUCUUCAGCCACGGGGAUGAAUAACAGUUAUCUGCCCUCUUCGAAUGUCGGCCGUGCCACCCAGAAUAGGUGGCCGUCGUGA